This is a messenger RNA of Lates calcarifer (barramundi perch), 3143 nucleotides long. Its product is annotated as cap-specific mRNA (nucleoside-2'-O-)-methyltransferase 2-like. Gene Ontology annotation, molecular function: methyltransferase cap1 activity. Bases 528 to 1550 code for a protein of 340 amino acids. Lineage: Eukaryota; Metazoa; Chordata; Actinopteri; Centropomidae. Gene Ontology annotation, biological process: 7-methylguanosine mRNA capping. The record is from RefSeq and is a predicted model, not a curated record. Gene Ontology annotation, cellular component: nucleus; cytoplasm. The transcript is spliced from 2 exons.
GACCUGUUCAGUGUCGCAUCCUAGGCACACACAAAUCUGAGGGAUCCUCAUUAAAGAUGUGUUUAUAAUAAGAGAAGAACAUUAGUUAACUUCUCCUUCUCAGAUUACCCUUAAACAGGAGCAUUAGGCUCAGCUGAAAAAGAUCUAGUGCAAUAACAGAAAUUUAGAAUUAGUGCAAAUUAGAGACAGUUUUAAGACUGAUGCUGAUACUGAUCUUGAUUUCUGAGUUUCAAUAGCCAAUAGCCGUAUAUUAUUAUUAAAGAAUUGGACCUAAGAUAUGUACUUACCAGGACAUUUUAGACUUGAAAAAUGAACUGGUCUGCUGUCAAACUGUAAUGGUGACACUAUUUCUAAACUUCAUAUAUGCUUAUAUAUACACAUAAGUUCAUACUUGAGUUUAGUCUCAACUUGAUUUGCGUUCAGAAGCCUCUUAGAUCUUAUUUCAGCUCUGGCAAAAUGUAAGUGAUACAGCAAUCGACAACCUGCGGGCGUGAACAACAGUGUGUGAUGAUACAAAUUGGCAGUGCAUGAACAUGCACGCAGUGAGUCCCGUCUGCUGCAGCGUCUCGGCGGGCCGACCUCUGGGACAGAAGAAGCAAACAGGCUCCUUUAAUGAGCGGAGGGAGCUGCAGACCCUGUCCUGGAGGGAGCGCAUCGAGAGGGGUUACUAUGCCACCUGGAUACAGAGACACUGCACCGAGGCCGGUGGGACAGGCUGCUUGCUGGAAGGGCCCUUGUCCGAGCGUCACGUGGAUUCGUGGUAUGUUCUCGUCGGGGCUGCGCUCCCUGCUCUCAGAAACUCUCCGUUCUGCGAAGGAGGACUGUUAAACCACCUGAAUGAAGCCCUGAUGGACACAGAAGUAGACUGGACUCGUGUACCUCCCUGUGACUCUUGCCGUGUGGUUUGUGCAGCCUCCAUCUUGUCCAGCAUCACAGGUAUUUGCGCCUUCAAAGGCAACAGUGAUGGGAACAAAGAAAAGAGACAGUGUCUGGUGUUUGGCAGCCGCUCAGUGUGGGGUGCUUGUGAGAGCCAAUUUGGGGAUUUAGUCUUAACGUUUUCUGCAGAGCCUUCAUUUGCUCAAAGGGGCUGCAUCACGCUGCACGACGGGGAGCCGCUGUACCAGCAGGAGCUCUUAGGUUGUGUUGUGUUUUCCCUGCAGACCCUGAACUCGGGGGAUGCCCUGCUGCUGCCUGUGUUUUCUGCCCUCACCCGUGUCACAGCAGCUCUUGUACUCUGCCUGCAUGUGUGUUUUCGCUCAGUCACGUUCAGGUGUCCGCCCCCCUCCGGCGCAGUCGGGACGGUGCUUGUGUGUGUCGGUUUCUGCCCUGAAGCUGCUGCUCGGAUACUCCCUCUUCUCACCGACGUCCACCACUGCAUGAGUCAGCUGUUGCGGGGGGAGGAGGGUAAGAGUCAGUCUUGUGGCAGUGACAGACAGGUGCUGCAGUUUGUUCCCAUGGAGGAACUGCUCACUGGAGGACUGACUGAGUUCCUGUGGACCAUGAACUCUGAAAUCAUCCAACAGAAGCUGCAUCUGCUCAUGCAAACAUAGUGCAGGUUAUUGAGCUGUGGCUCUCAUUUUGUUACAGUCUGUUUUAUUCUUGUUGAAGCAGCAGCUGCAACUGCAUGAACCUCCAGCAGUUAGUCAGUGAAUCAUUUUUUGUGUUGAUAUUUAAAAAGUAAUCCACUGAUUUGACAUUGCACUUCUAUAGCGAUUGUGAUGGACAGUUUAAAAGAAGGAUCAUCAUUUAUGCAAUGGAACCAAAGACAUUGCCAUUUUGCCUUGUCAAAAUCUGCACCUGUUACCCACAGUGCAAUUCAACUGCCUGUAGUUUGGUUAUAGAUUUGCAUGUGAUCACUGGAGGCAGUUUAUCAGACUCCUUCUGUAGCCGCAAAAGAGUUUUUGUAACUUUUUUUCACGUUUGCAAUUCAGAGUUCCCCUUUAAGUCUAAUGAUGAAGAUCUUCAGCAGAGAGGGUCUUACUAAUGUUUUCAGGCCUUUUCAUUUAUUGAGGAGGGGUUUUUUCCCUCCAGUUUAUGUGAUGGUAUGUUGGAUACAGUACCAAGGGCUUCUUACUGUCAUCAUUUAGAAAUGAAAAUCACUGACUUACAGGAUGGUGUUGUGUAAGGAAACUACACUUUGUAGAUCAGUGUAAUGCUGUCUAUGAAAACAGGGAUGUGGCAAAACAGAACUAAAGCUUGACUAAUACAUCCAGAUGGCAGCCCGUAUACUGGACAAUAAAUAGCAGCAUUUGAGGUAAAGGUUACAAGUUUACAAAGGUACAAGUUUAGUUUUCAACUUAUAAAAUGACCUGUUCAGUGUUGCAUCCUAGGCACAAGAAUUGGACCUAAGAUAUGUACUUACCAGGACAUUUUAGACUUGAAAAAUGAACUGGUCUGCUGUCAAACUGUAAUGGUGACACUAUUUCUAAACUUCAUAUAUGCUUAUAUAUACACAUAAGUUCAUACUUGAGUUUAGUCUCAACUUGAUUUGCGUUCAGAAGCCUCUUAGAUCUUAUUUCAGCUCUGGCAAAAUGUAAGUGAUACAGCAAUCGACAACCUGCGGGCGUGAACAACAGUGUGUGAUGAUACAAACUGGCAGUGCAUGAACAUGCUAAUUACUUUGAGCACUAGAUCAGCAGAACUCAUCCGUGACUAAAUUCACUGAGGAUUUUGGGGAGGUUGAAUAAAUAACAGUCCAGCCCUGAGCACCAAACCUCCUGUCAGUCACAGAUGGUUUGUGUUGAAAUCCACAUCGCACAAAGCCGGGAGUUUACCCUGAAGUGCCUGUUGUCUUUAACAACACAUUAUUUCAUCCCUUCUUUAUCUUUUAGCCAUCAUGCAGUUUGUAGCCAAAUUACGGUUUACCAAUUAAUUCCUCUCUGUUGUGUCCAGUGAGAAAAAGUUCCUAUCCUCAUAUGACGGUCUGAAUGCACUAAAGUCUUUUAUACUGUAUGGUCUGUACAACCACGGAGGUGUUAAAAGAAGAAACAUACAUAUACACACAUUAGAUUGAGUAACAACCUGCUGUGUUUGUUUAUUGGUUGUUUUUUUAUUCUUUGUUUCUGGUUUUUAAUAUCAGUAUAAUGUUACUGAAGAGUUUAUUUUAAUACAAAAAUAAUAAAAAAUUUGCACUGACAACUGAA